Messenger RNA from Coffea eugenioides, 1628 nucleotides. RefSeq lists its product as uncharacterized. The transcript is spliced from 3 exons. Lineage: Eukaryota; Viridiplantae; Streptophyta; Magnoliopsida; Gentianales; Rubiaceae. The record is from RefSeq and is a predicted model, not a curated record. The coding region runs from base 180 to 1343 and encodes 387 amino acids.
AAUCCCUCUUUUAGUCUUGUGGGACGUGGAGAGCGUUUUACAAGACGAAAAGGGAAGAAUCUGAUCAUCAUCUUCGAGUUCAAUUGGUCAUCAACGGUUUUGCAUUAGGAUUUAGCAUCUUGUCAGUACAUUGCUUGAGGUUGUCCAAGUCAGUGCAGACUUGGUUUACCAGACAAACAAUGGAAACCAAGCAUGAAGGUGGAGUUAACAAGCAUGUAGAGCUGAAUACACAGCUCAAGCAGAAUUCUGGUGAACAAACUACAGAAGCUACCUUUUCAGAUGUAAAGAAGGUUCAUCCUGUGGCUCAGCAUGAUGACACAAAAACAGCUACAGAAGACAGCAUUUCAGGCUUAAAGCAACAUCCUGAGCCAAAGCAUGAUGAUUGUGGAAAAAACAUAGAGGGCAUUAGUUCACGUCUGUCUAAUUCUUCAUCUUCUUCAUCAGCUUCUGAUGAUUCAUUCAAUAAAAGUGAGAAAGAUGGACCUCAAUCACCCAGAUCAGGAUGCAUAUCAUCACCAGAUGUUUCUACUCAGACCCCUCAAUGGAGCAUGGUAAGUGCAUCUCCACGUGGUAGAAGCGGGAACUUAUCUUCAACAGAUGUCUUACCCCAAACCCCUGAGUGGGCAAUGUUUAACUCAUCACAAAUGAAAUCCCCUCCAAUUCAAGCAAUGGGGCGAGGUUAUGACCCGAAUCGGAUUCCCUCUUCUAUUUUCUCUGCUAAACCAGCAACACCCAUGGACUGGAGCGUUGCUUCAAACGAGUCAUUGUUCAGCAUUCAUAUGGGGAAUAACAGCUUCUCUAAAGAUAGCAUCUUUUUGCAAGGUCUAGACUUUACCAAGCCUGAGGAAGGGGCCAGUUCUCCUUUGACACAGACUAGUACUUCUGAAGCCAAGUCCAAAGAGUUGAAUAGUUUCACCUCUAACCUUCCACCUGUUGCCGAAGUAGCAGAGAAACGUAGUAAGAACGUAUAUGUCAGGGAGGGAUUAGAGGAUGACUUGCACGAAACGCCAAUAAUUGUACCAGUGAAAAAGCUAGCUCCUGAUGCUGAGGGAGUUCGUUUGUCCACUUCCUCCAAUUUAUCUGAUGGCCGAGGAGUGCCUCAUGCUGAGGCGACUAGUACUCCUGUUAGGGGCCCUCGUGUUUCCAAUGAGAGUGCAAAAAGCAGCGACUCUUUUGCUUUCCCAGUAUUGCUAAGUGAUGGUGGGAAAGGUGGUUCCUUGAAAGUGAAUCCUGAAAAACCUGAGGCAACAAAGCCACUACCUCAAGAUCCUGAGCAAGCCCCUGAAGGAGCUUCAGCCAGUUGGUUUUCUUGCGUCACCUGUUGGCCGCCACGAUGCUGUUGAGAUCCGAGUUCCAGUAAUUCAUUCUUUUUACCAGGUUUGCGAGUUACUACCAGAAUGAUAGAGGCCUGCUAAAUAUGAUGAUGUCCCUUUCUUCUGAGAAGCGCUGAUUGCUUUUAUUUUGCUUAGAAAUCUUGAUGAUUAGGCUGUUACAUAGAUAGUAUUUUGUAGCAAUUUUCAGAUUCCAUAACUUUCAGAUAUUUUGUAACAAUUCACCCUUUUGGCAUGUCUGCUUUGUAUAUACUAGUGGUUAAUCGAAGUUGCUACAUAAGAAGCAUAGGCAACGGA